Molecule: messenger RNA, 879 nt
Organism: Penicillium cataractarum
Lineage: Eukaryota; Fungi; Ascomycota; Eurotiomycetes; Eurotiales; Aspergillaceae
Product: class I SAM-dependent DNA methyltransferase
Exons: 2
Coding region: 1-879 (292 amino acids)
Source: RefSeq, a predicted model, not a curated record
AUGAAGACUAUCCAGGAAUUGUUGGCUGAAAAGCCUAAUACUGAUGAUCCGCAACCGGUUCAAUAUGUUGGAACGGUGGAGGCGUAUGAUAAGUGGGCGGAGGUCUACGAUACAGAUGGGAAUUUCCUUCAGCGUCUUGACACGAUCGAGAUGCGUGUACUCUUGCCCCAAUUCCUGGACCGUGUGUAUACCCGCUUCCAAGCCUCGGGGCAAUUGACACUGUUGGAUCUGGGAUGUGGUACCGGGCGGAAUACGAUCCAGCUACUCGAGGCACUGGCACAGUAUCAAAAGGAUACUACUUCCAUGACCAAAGUCGAUAUGGUCGGUCUCGAUGCAUCCCCCGGCAUGUUGGAUGUAGCACGAUCCGCCAUUCACUCAGCGACUCAGCGAGAAGAUCUCAAGGACAGCCCUGAAGUCUCCCUAGACACUAUCGACCUACGCCACCCUGCCACCGUGCGGGCGAAUCUACCCCCAUCUCUACAAAACGCCGGCGCAGCCGGUGUUAUUUCCACGCUUGUACUGGAGCACAUUCCAGCAAAGGAGUUCUUCGAAGCUGCGUCUGCCACGAUGCGGCCCGGCGGGUAUCUACUUGUCACCAAUAUGCAUGCGAAUAUGGGAAUGCGCAGUCAAGCUGGGUUCACGGAUCCGCAGACCGGGGUUAAGAUCCGGCCGACUAGUUACUGUCACUCUGUCUCGGAGGUGCUGACAGCAGCCGAGCAGGCUGGAUUCCAGGUGGAAGAUAUAGUUGGCGCGGAGGGUCAAAAUGGAGUACUGGAACGGGAUGUGGAUGAGCAAUUGGCCGAGAAAUUAGGUGCGCGGGCCAAGAAGUGGAUUGGUAUCAGGGUGUGGUUUGGGGUAUGUUUCAGCAAGAAAGCAUGA